CUUGUUGUGCUCCACCCAGCCCUCAAAAAAUACCAGAGGCAAAUAGUCAAUUGACAGUUCAGUGACUGUUUUACAAGCAAUGGCAGGAAGACGUUGGUGUGGUUUGAGCACAUGCUGACACACACACUCUCCCCCUCACACACACCUAGUGAAGCGUCUGUUUUGGAGCAUGCUAAAACAGAUCACUCUUUCAUGCUGAACCAGGCUGACUCUGUGUACCUUUGCUCCCCAGUGGUGUUUACCUCCUCUCUGCGCUGCUCUCUCUGCCACGUCAAAUGACUGCCUGGGUGCUUGGCUCGCUCCUCUGGGAGCCUCACGGCCGAAACAGCCUGACUGUGGUCACUCUGCUCUGGGUUUGAGGAGCGAGGAAACAACUGGCUUUAAAGCUUCAUACCAGCUCAGGACUUUGAUUCUUCGGCUGGUAUUUUGGCUGAGUCUGACUGUGCACUGGAGCUCUGCUGGCAGUUGGGAGAUAAACGGAUGUGUUCAGGUCUGUGGAGUCAGUCAGACUGAGGACUCACCUGAGGGAGAGCAGCUGUUGGAAUCUGAAGUCUGUCUUUUUUUAUUGGUGCAGCUGAAAAAUGAGUGGAUUUCUCUAUAGGGGAAGGCACUGUGGUGCGGAGAAACGGGCCAGGCCAAAGAGCAUCGGACCAAUGAUGGAUUUCUCUUGUGAUGAGACAGAUAAAGGCCCACCAGUACAGAUGCACAGCCUCAGAGAGUUUGAACAGCACCUGAACGACCUGAAGAAGGAGAACUUCAGCCUGAAGCUCAGGAUCUACUUCCUGGAGGAGAAGAUCCAGCAGAAGUUUGAGGAGAGCAGCGAUGAUGUGCACAGGAGGAACAUCGAGUUGAAGGUUGAAGUGGAGAGUUUGAAAAAGGAGCUUGAGGACAAACAGCAGCUUCUGGACAAAGCACUGCUGACGGCUGACAGCCUGUCCAAUCAGAAUGAAGCAGAGCUGCAGCGUCGCCUGGCCGAGCGACAGGAGGAGAUCAGCCACAUGCAAGAAAUCCUGGAGACCAAAGUUCAGCUGCUACAAGAGGAGGCCGAGCUGGCUCGAGGUGAGGCUGAACGGAUGGCCUCGCUGGCGGACUCGGAGUCUCAGCGCUGCCUGGCUCUGGAGAGAGAGAUGGUGGAGAGGAUGGAGGAGAGCGGAGGCUCAGGUGGACUGCUCAUCCAGCAGGCCCUGGCUGAUAAAGACAGGAUGAUUGAGGAGUUGACGCAGGAGAAACAUUCCCUGGGUCUCCGGGUCGAGGAGCUUGAGGUCAAAGUUCAUGACCUUUCCUCCUCUCUAAAGAAGAAGGAACGAGGAGCUGAGAGUCGGGCUGGUCGUGGAGUUAACGCUCAGCUGCAGCGGCUGAUUGACGAGCAGCAGGGUCAGCUGAGUCAGUAUGAGAGUGCUGCAGGUCAGUGUGUUGGUGAGCUGCAGAAAGCCCAGGACCAGGUCCGCUCGCUGCAGGCCAAGAUCAGAGAGAGCGAGACCAGGAACCAGAAGCUGCAGGAGCGUCUCGGUGAGAUGGAGCUGGAGCUGCGGUCAGCCCGAGAGGAAGCACAGCGACAAGAGCGAAACAUCCAGAACAUCAGUGAUACCGUCAACUCCAAGGAGGCAGAGGCUGCAGAGCUGUACAGGGUGAUUGAGGAGCAGAAUAAGAUGCUGUGUUCUCUCAAAGAGCUCGCCAACCGCAACCAGCUGCAGCAGCUGCAGGUGUCCGGGGCAGAGAGCAUCCGCGGUCAGGGUGAGGUUCUGGCUCUGCAGGCCUCUCUCUUCCAGGCUCAGCUGGAGCUGCAGGCCGGCCAGCGGGCACAGCGGCAGGCAGCCAGGACUCAGGAGGACCUGAGCCGGGCCCUGCAGAGGCUGGAGAAAGAUCUGCAGGGGGCGCUGCAGCACAGGAGGGAGACGGAGAGACACAACCAGGAGCUGCAGCUGGCUCUGGAGAAGGCUCGAUCGGCCCUGCAGGAGAGAGAGGAACGGCUGAGAGAGGACGAGCAAGAGAAACAGAGGGAGAAGGAGGAGAGGGAGAAGACCAUCAGAGAGCUGAGGACGUCUCUACAGACCAAAGAACAGCUGCUGGAGGACUACUGUGAGCUGCUGGAGGAUCCAAAGGAGAAGAGAGACUCUCUGCUUCAGAAACUCCGACAGCGCAUCAAGGAGAGAGAUCGAGCCCUGGAGCGAGCAGUGGAUGAGAAGUUCCGCUGUGUGGAGGAGAAAGAGGAGGAGAAUCGUCGGCUUCAGCUGCUGCUCAGAGAGAAGGAGAGAGACCUGGAGAGACAGCGCUGCGUCCUGGCCAACAACGAGGAGACCAUCACUAGCCUGGAGGUGCUGGUGCGAGGUAAAACUCUGGAGCUGGAGCAGGUGUGUGACGCCUGGAGGAACGUUCAGCGGCAGCAGCAGGAGAGCGAGGAGACGCAGAGCCGCGUCCUGAGAGAGAGAGAUACCAUCAUCGGCCAGCUGCAGGGGGCGCUGCACGCUCGCACACAGGAGGCGCAGGAUCUGCGCUGCUCCCUGCUGGCUCAGAUCCAGUCCGCUCCCAGUGACGUCCUGGAGGAGCUGAAAGUCCGCCUCCAGCUCAAAGAUCGCCUCUUCCAGGAGGUGCUUGCCGACCGCACCCGUCAGGCCCAGGAGCACCAGGACCAGGUCCAGGGUCUGCUCACAGCCAUCAGCUCCAGGGACCAGUACAUUAAGGACUCUGCGAGCCGGCUCGAUGAGGUGAUGACCGAGCAGACGUCCAGGCUCCAGGAGCUCCGCAGACAGCUGAGCUCAGGCCUCGGAUCGAGGUCUGACUCUGGACCGGACUCGGCUGUGGAGCUCCAGGCGGUGCAGGAGGAGCUGCGUCUGGCCCUGAGGAGGGAGAGGGAGAACCAGGAGCUGAGCAGGAGUCAGGCUGCCAGGCUGGACUCCCUCAGCAGGACUCUGCAAGUGAAGGAGGAGCUCAUCAGGGACUUCCAGAGGCAGAUGGUGGAUCCUUCAGGCCUCCCACUGGUUGAGCGACUGACCCAGGAGGUUCAGGAGCUGAGGGAGAGCCUGGUCCAGCAGGGCGGUCCCCCGGCCAGAGGCCCCAUCCUGGGCCGGGACCGACCCAACGGCAGGCAGCCUGAGUUUGGAGAGCUGAGCUCAGAGGAGGAAGACGAGGCUGAUGAUGAUCUGAACAGCGAGUACACUGAGAGUGUUGAUGAAGAGGAGUCCAAACUGAGGGUCCAGUCUCUGACCAGCACCAAGGGUCCAGGAAAGUCUCUGUCACAGGACCAGUUAUUUGAAGGCCAGGGGCUGAUGGAGGUCAAACAGCUGGUGGAGCAGAAGAGGGCCGUGGAGAGAGAGCUGGGAGAGCUGAAGGCUCAGCUGGAGAAGGCCGGCUUCUCCUCACUGUCACAGAUGAGGAAAGCUCUGUUCAGCCUACAAGCAGAGAAUGAAGAGUUGAAGCAUCAGCUGACUGAGGCGCAGCCUGACAGCAAACAGAGCAACGACCAGAAGGUGCUGGAGGGUGAAGAGGAGGAGGAGGAGGAGGAGGAGGAGGAGCUGGAUGUGACCAUAGAAGGGGUGGAGGAAGAGGAGGAGGAGGAGGAAAGCUCGGAGAUGUGGGAAACCUGGGAUACUGAGCUGUCUCUGUCACAGACCAACAUCCAGACCAGUGACGAGCAGAGGACGAGCAGAGCCGCCAGACCCGACUCACUGCACCUGUGCACCGCCUCCGCACAGGUUGAGGACCUGGACAGUGAGCAGCUGUCCAGCAGGUGUGAGAGGACGGUUCGUCUGCAGCAGAAGAGCAAAGAGCUGAAGGAGAGGCUGAUGGUGUCUGAGGCCACAGUGCAGGCCCAGGCCGAGCAGCUCAAAGACUACAGGGAGCUGCUCACGGAGACGACAGUGCAGCAGGACAGUAAGCAGAUCCAGGUGGACCUGCAGGACCUGGGCUACGAGACCUGCGGCCGCAGCGAGAACGAGGCCGAGAGGGAGGACACCAGCAGCCCAGAGUUUGAUGAUCUGGAGAUGUGUACGUCUCUUGACUGUGGUUCCCAGUGGUGGCCUGCCAGCAGCAGCAGCAGCUCCACCUUCACUAAAACCACCGGAGACGAGGUGUCGUCUCUGCAGCGUCUUGUCGAGGACCUUCGCUCGCAGCUGUCUCGCUCUCAGGGAGUGAUCCGAGGCCUCCAGAGCCGCCUGCGUUCCCUCUCCACCUCCAGCGACUAUCGGACCUCCACACCUCGCAAGGUCAACUGGUCCUUCCAGGCCUCGCCCUCACAGAGCGGGACAGAGGACGACGAGGGCUGGCAGUCGUCCGACGGAGGUCCGCUGGCUUCGCCUCGUCACCCCCACCCAGACAAAGGCCUCCAGGAGCUGGUGUCACGUGUGGAUGCACUGGAGAACCAGCUGAGGAAAGGAGGCAAGCAGUCUGUGGAGCAGGACGCAAAGUCUGCCACCUGGCCGGGUAAAUUUGACACUCUGAUCCAGGCUCAGGCCAGAGAGCUGUCUCACCUCCGUCAGCGGCUGAGGGAGGGUCGGGGCGUGUGCAACAUCCUCACCCAGCACCUGGGAGACACCACCAAGGCCUUCGAGGAGCUGCUGAGGGCCAACGACAUCGACUACUACAUGGGCCAGAGCUUCAGGGAGCAGCUGGCUCAGAGCAGCGCUCUGGCACAGAGAGUCAGCGCCAAGAUGAGUGGACGAGAUCAUCCUGAAGAUCCAGAUGAGAAGACAGAGCUGCUCGCCAUCCGGCUCAGUAAAGAGCUGCAGCAGAAGGACAAAGUCAUCGAGUCUCUCCGCGCCAAACUAAACCAGCAUCACCACCACAACCAUCAUCAUCACCCUCAUCGUUCUGACACGCCGUGCAGCAGCCACGCCCUCUCCGACACCACCGACCAGUCGGAUCGCAUCUCCUACGUGUCUGAUGAGCAUGGAUCCACCAACGAGGACCUGGAGCUUUGCUCCGACGUGGACGCUGCCAGCGAGCUCGGUCAGGAGGAGGCUCGGACCAGAGUCAGCACAGAUUGCCACUCUCACUGUAGCAGCGUGUCACGCCAUUCGUCUGUCCCUCCAUCCAUCACCUCAUCCCACAGAACCCACACCUGCCACAGCUGUCCCAGCAUGCAAUGCCCCAGCUCGCCACACAGACCUGCAGACGUGCAGAGUCAGACAGCUCCAGCCUCACUCUUCACUUCUGCCCCGCUCCAGCCUCCUCUCUCCUCUUCUGCCCAAAGUGCAUCCUUGUCCUUCCAUCCCCUCCCCGCCACCCCACGAACCCGUUACCGAGGCAGCGGGGGAGUGGGUUUCUCCCUGGCUGAGGUGCACCAGGAGCUGCAGAUGUUACAGAGGCAGCUGGGAGACAGUGAGAGGUUUUCCACUCCCCAGUCCAAACCUCUUCAAGGUUUCCCUUUUACCCACCAGCAGUCGGACCCUUCCACCUUCUUGCCUCUCUCCUUCCAUGGAUACCAGCCUUCUCCUUUCGGCAGCGCUGCGAGCAGCAGCAGCCUAGAUGCCAGCUUAGCAAUGAAAGCUGGGGCCAGCCUGCUGGAGAGCAGUGCUUUGUUUGAUGUGGCCUAUGGUGCUCGACCAGUGCGACUUGGAGCUGACCUGUCGUCAGGAUCAUCAGGGUACCAGUCAGGCACCAGCCACACAGGUUCAGACCUGAUGAAGGAACAUCUGAGAGAGGUCAGGAGUCUGAGGCAGAGACUGGAGGACUCCAUCCAGACCAACGACCGCCUCCGGCAGCAGCUGGAGGACAGACUGGCCCGCACCGCCUCAGAGAAAGGUGCUCCUACCAACAUCUACAUCCAGGGUCUGGACUCGGUGGGCCAGCUCUCCAGUGAGAUCAGACUUCUGAAGGAGGAGAACGUCAGUCUGCAAAACCAGCUGAAACAGGCCACCAGAGAGGGCAGUAAGGAGGUGGAUCAGCUGAGGGAGGCGGCGCUCCUGGAGCGGGCCAGGUUGAAGGAGGCGGAACUAGAGGUGGAGAGGUGGGCGGAGCAAAGCAGGAAGCUACAGGCUGAGGCUGAAGCUCACAACCUGGAGAUCACACAACUGAAACAGGACCGACAGAGGAACCAGGAAACCAUCAACAGACUCCAGCACGACGUGAGCGUCCUCCAGCAGCAGCUGUGUGAGAGCCGCAGUCUGGUCCACUCUCUUCAGUGUGAGCUGCAGGUGUACCACAGGGUGGGCGGAGUCACCAACAACACACACUCAGGUCGGGUCAGUGACAGUGUCCAGACGGGACACAGCGCUGCCACCUUUGACCCCAGAGAGCUGCACAUUCAGCUGGAGCAGCAGCUGAGCGGACAGCCUGCAGCCAGGAGGCAGCUCUUCAACGACAACGUUCCCUCUCCACCUGUAAGAGACACUGGACUCGUCAGUCCUUCCUCUCCUCUGCGUUCUGUGCAGAAACAUGCAGAAGAAACUGCAGCCUCGACCCCGCAGGGCCAAGUUCCAGACGGUUCCUUCGCCAACUGUCACGGCCGCCACGCGGUGGGCCACAUCGACGACUUCAAGGCUCUGCAGCAGCAGAUCCUGGAGGGCAGUGCCCUGCUCUGCAAGAUGGAGGCAGCCCUCCAUUCCCUGACUGUCCCAGCCCUGCAGGAGUUCAGUCUAGACUCUGGUUCAGUGAGGAAGCUGCUGUCUGACACUAAAACCCUGCGACAGAUCCUGGAGGAGGCCGACUCUCUGCUGCGGAUGUUCUGGAGGGCGGCUCUGCCAAACUCUGAGGAAACCAAACAGGAUCAGUCUCUGAGGGAGGAGGUCGUCUCUCUCCGUCUGAGGCUCUCAGAACAAGAGGAGGCUCUAAAGGACGCCAUGGAGAGAGUGAAGAGCUCCAACCGCACCAAAGAUAGCAUGGAGCACUUUAUAGUCAGCCAACUGUCGAGAACACGGGACGUCUUGAAGAAAGCCAAGACGAACUUACAGGAGAACGAGCUCAGGAUUUCCUCCCUGCGCCGAGCUUCUCUCUCCCUCCCCCCUCCCUCCCACUCCUCUUCCUCCUCCUCUUCCUCCUCUUCUUCCUCACACCCCUGGUCUGUUAAAGGACAAAACACAGGAGGCUUCUGGGAGCUCUCCUCUCCUCGUUGGAGUGUCGUGACUCCCCAAACAUCCUCCUCCAUCUCCUCCUCCUCCUCCUCCUCCUCCUCUGCUGUCCUGGCACCUGCUCACCACCAGCGCCCCCUGCAGGCAGUCUUCCUGUAGUGCACCAGCCCAGAGUUCCUCGUCAUCGUCAUCAUCGUUGUUUCCUGUUCAAACGGAGAAUGCUGGAAAUUCUGGCUCUCGUAUCGUCAGGAGAAACAUUUCAGUUGAGUGAUGUUGUUUGUGAGUGUGUGAUGAAUGUUUGUGUUGUUGGGUUUCUGCUGGAUGAUGAUGGUUUAUGGGUGUGAAUGAUUGUAAUUGUUUUAGGUGUAGGUGUUGUGAGACCUUUAGUUGAGGCCGACAACUGAAGUGUUUUUCUCAUUUAUAUGAGACCAGUCUGAGUUCGGCUGAAGUUGACUUCUGAUUAAGCCUUUUAUCAGUUUUCACAAAAUACAAACACCAGGUUUAAAACAGUGUUGGGACUCUCGGGGGUAAUUUAGCUCAGGUGUGUUAAGUCUGGCUGCAGCAUUUUUUGAUGUAGACCUGGUCUAAUGUGGUCUAGGCAGCAAAACAUUUUUCAGAAACUGGCUUUUUAUAAGAUAUCUAGUCCCUGUUUGACACUGACGGUUUAAAAACAAAUUCUCCCUUAAGUUUGCCAUCGACUUGCGAACCAGCGGCUGCUGAUCAGACUCCAACUUCAGCCUUGUUCUUCAGCAGGGAUUCAAGAAACAGAAAUAAAAAUCCACUUGAUGCCAGCAGGACAAAGGAGGCUUUGAAAAAGCCAAAACCAAACUGCAAAGUGCUUCCUCUCAGCUUCUGUUGAAGCUUGUGUUUGUAGUUAGUGUGUAGCGUAGUUGCAUGUGGUUUGAGCAGCUUGUGGAAACAAAGCCAUACUCUGACAGUACAGUAGAUAUGUUUUUGUUUUGUCCUAAUUGUAUGAAUAAUGUCAUAAAAAUGGCCAACUACUGAUAAAAGGAAAAACAGCGUAGAUAUAGCUGGUAGAUGGUGUUCUCUUGCAUUUACUGUCAAAUAAACACCAACAUAGGAUUUUUCUCUCACUGUCCACAAACUCCACAGUGUUACUGUUAGAUAUGGAGUCAGUUCUCUGAGGAUAUUCUCUUUAAAAAAGGGUCCAACCCAGUUCUUCCUGCUGAAACACGGACCUGCAGUGUUGGAAAAGCCUUCUGAUGAAGCUGCUGUGCUGUGCAGCAUCUUAGUAAACCAGUGUUAAUGAAAACAAGCACAUGUUACAGACUGCAGUCAUCAGGCUGCUCAGCAGUUUGUGUGAUGCCUUCAGUGACCUGUCAGACAAUCUGUCAUGGAAAGAAAUGAAUUUUUAGUGCACGGUCCAAAAGAUGACAUUUCAUUUUUGUGACUAAAAAAUGGACCAGGCUUUUAUCUUUUUAAAAAAAAUCUUUUUUUUAUCCUUUAGGUGUUUUUCUUUCUUUUUUGUGCUAAAUUUGUGAAUCUUUUUAUGGUUGAAUUUCCCUCAAGAUGACAAUCACUUCUGGAAAAAUUGAGAUAUUUUCUCUAAAACGUCUGCAGGACGCUGACAUUCACUGUGCAAACAAACUUUUCUGCAGUUAGCUGUAAUAUCACACUGGCUUCUAAAACUUUUAUCCCCCUUUUUUAAGUUUUAGUACAUUUUUCUGUACAUUAAUAGACCUGUUUCUUUUUGUGCAUGAACUGUGGCUUCACUGCCCUCUACUACUUUUACUGAAAUAUGCAAUUUUUGGGUUCCUGUGCAAUAUUACCUUUGUGGUUGCUUUUUGUUGAUGUAUUAGGCCUGGGUAUUAAAGUGCCAUCAUCAGUGUCAUCUGUUUUAGGAUUUAAAUAAUUUUACUGAAGCAGUUUUCUGGCCCUCUCAUUUCUGGCUUAAUAUGAAUCAGAGCUUUAUAUACAACAUGAAAAAGCAAAGUCACAGCAGAAAAAAACACUGUAAUGAUUUGUUUGUUAAGCAAUAAGAUGAACCAAAGUGAGCAACUUGUAUGUUGUCAAAUCAGGUGUAAAAUCAUAAAGUUAAAAUAAUCUUUUGUGUAAUUCCCCACAGGUCAAAGGUCAAACUCCGUGUCUUUCUUAGUGUCUUUGUGGUCUUAGGAACCACAGUUCAUGUAUGUAAAUAUUAAAGGGAGUGUGUACAUCAGUGCUGUGAGAGAAGAGAUGGUCUUUGGUUAAAGACUGGCUGUAUUUUUAUGCAUGUUCUCUUUAAUAAAAAUGAUUUGGGUUAAAAAGAAAGAAAAGAACCUUUUCAAUAAAAGGGGACAAAACA
This is a messenger RNA of Lates calcarifer (barramundi perch), 9309 nucleotides long. It is a transcript of the gene pde4dip, whose product is annotated as phosphodiesterase 4D interacting protein. Lineage: Eukaryota; Metazoa; Chordata; Actinopteri; Centropomidae. Gene Ontology annotation, cellular component: microtubule organizing center. The record is from RefSeq and is a predicted model, not a curated record.